Cinara cedri is the source of this 330-nucleotide messenger RNA. The record is from the annotation of a GenBank genome assembly. NCBI's taxonomy places the organism in Eukaryota, Metazoa, Arthropoda, Insecta, Hemiptera, Aphididae.
AUGAAAAAGCAAGUAGAUAUUUCACAAUUAUUAGAAGAUUGCUUUGAGCAUUUAGGAGUAGAAGUAAGUUAUUGCAAUAAUAAAAGGGAAGAAAUUUGUAAAGUAAGAGCGCUGAUAAAACGCCCUGAUGCCACGUACUCUAUAGGCAAAGAUGGAGCAUUAACUCACCAAAUAGCUUCUAUAGAAAUACGUGUUCAGGACGUUUUUUCCCUUUGGCAAGGUAUAGGGGAUUAUAUCAAGAUUGACACAAAAUACUACAAAAUUUUUGAACCACCAUUAAAAGAUUCUGUAAACAUGGUCUGGAGAAUUGAGGCAAUAGAGGGUGUUUAA